Messenger RNA from Xylaria bambusicola, 1363 nucleotides. RefSeq names its product putative PfkB family kinase. The coding region runs from base 70 to 1104 and encodes 344 amino acids. Lineage: Eukaryota; Fungi; Ascomycota; Sordariomycetes; Xylariales; Xylariaceae. The record is from RefSeq and is a predicted model, not a curated record. The transcript has 6 exons. Gene Ontology annotation, molecular function: kinase activity.
AAGCGCAUUGUCGAUACCUAAAAGCGGAAGCUUUGGCCUCCAGAGUGACACUAUUUGCGGGGAAAUAGAAUGGGGGCCUGCAGGCAAAUGGACGUCCUUUCUAUGUUCUGUAUGUCCAACUUCAGCAUAAACAACGCCAGUGCGAGAAUAAUCGCAAGGAUGCGACAUUUUGUCGGGGUUGGCGCUUGUUAUCUCGAUACCAUCCUAUGUGUGCCCCGGUAUCCCUCUGAAGACGAAAAGCUGCGAGCUUCGAGCAUUACGACAAGACGAGGAGGGAACUGCGCGAACACUCUAGAAGUCCUUCAGGAUCUUUUUGGACAUGUCAACGAUCCUAUCGCCUUGAGUUUGAUCGCAGUGCUUCCCGACCGGCAAUCUAGUGCCACGACAAAGAUUGUGGACUCGCUCAAGCCUACUGUCUCAGUGGAAGCAUGCAUAUUCCGCGAGAACUAUCAAGAACCGCCGUCUAGCUACAUUAUUAAGAAUGAUGCUACGGGCUCACGCACAAUCGUCAAUCAUAAUGACCUGCCUGAGAUGACUUGCGAUGAAUUCUCUAAGGCCGCUGAUGUGAUAAACACUGAGGGUACUUGGUAUCAUUUUGAGGGACGAAUACCGGAUGUCACCCUCCAGUGUAUUCAGUAUCUUCGCAAAUCCUACGCGGGCGCUCAUAUCAGUGUAGAACUGGAGAAGCCCGGGCGACAGGGGUUACAGGAGCUUGUCUCGGAAGCGAACGUAGUGUUCUACUCCAAGAGUUGGGCAAUAGGUAACGGGUACCACAACGCUGAAGAUUGUCUUCGAGCGCAAGCAAAGUUGGCCCCGAAUGCUCUACUUCUGUGCUGUACUUGGGGUGAACAAGGCUCGUAUGCUUUAGAGCCUCGUACAGACACCUACUGCAGUGUUGCGGCAAAUAUGCCCAAGGAUUCAAGGGUAAUUGAUACUAUUGGAGCUGGAGACACGUUUAUAGCAGGGAUUCUGUACACAUUUUUUCACGAACACAAGACCCAAGCGUUGUCGCAGAAGCUUGCCUUUGCGAAUCGUCUCGCCGGCUUCAAGGUUGCUCAAGAGGGGUUUUCUGGACUUUCUGGACGCAUGCAGCUUCAGCCAUAAGAAGAAACUGCGCCUUGUGGGUGGGAGACGGUGGGUGUGCUGAGCUUAUCGCCGCCUCAUAUUUUGUAGUACCUACCUACAUAGGUAGGUACCCAUGUAAGAAUGUAGCCUUCAAGAGUGCCAACAGGUAGCUGUCCUGUACAUGGGGAUACCUACAGGCCUGGCAUCUUAUGACAGGUAAAUCGCCGGUAAAUCAAUCACACAUCUGCUCAAAUAAAAACUAAUCUUGCCCUGGUAGCCUCCUAGGAUUUCGUGCUUU